Molecule: messenger RNA, 4388 nt
Organism: Centropristis striata (black sea bass)
Lineage: Eukaryota; Metazoa; Chordata; Actinopteri; Perciformes; Serranidae
Gene: efna3b
Product: ephrin-A3b
Exons: 6
Coding region: 483-1139 (218 amino acids)
Biological process (GO): ephrin receptor signaling pathway; axon guidance
Cellular component (GO): plasma membrane
Molecular function (GO): ephrin receptor binding
Source: RefSeq, a predicted model, not a curated record
AGAGAGACGGGUGGGCAGGCUGCUCACCGUAAACGAUGGUUGUCGGAUAGAGUCUUGAAGACCUAAUGAAACUGGCUGCAUGAAUUGUUUGCAGCGAUUAUAGAGCUCAGCAGCGCGGCGUGCUUUGCAUCUCUCGGACCCCUGGAAGGAAAAACUGCAGCAUAUAAAGAACAGUUUAAAAAAAACGAAGAGGACUUGCUUGUUAUUUUACCACCGGUUUUUUUUUCUCACAUUCUUAAUUUUGCCUCAGUAAGCCUUCAGCUUUAACUCUUCCCCAGCGGACAGGAGCGUUUCAUGCCCGGACGAACACCGACCUCCCACUUGGACCCGCUACCGGCCUCCCACACUCCUCUGACGGGCUCAGAAGCAGCAGUUCCCGGCAUUUGCUGGGAUGUUUGAGUCGCGUUGUUUGGUGGGGUGAAGGGACCGAGAGAGUGGCCGGAGAGACCAAAGGGACGGAGGCCGAGAGAGGAGCCGAGAGCAUGGCUCUGGUAGCGCUGUCUCUCUGGGUGCUAACGAGUCUCACCUGGGUCCAGGUGACAGCCAACAGGCAUUCCGUUUACUGGAACAGCUCCAACAUACAUCUGCGUAGGGAGGGCUACACAAUGCAGGUGAACGUCAACGACUACUUGGACAUCUACUGCCCUCAUUACAACGACAGCCAGCGCAUGGUGGGCACCGGCGAGCAGUACAUCCUCUACAUGGUCAGCUACCGCGGCUACAGGAACUGCGACCCCCAGCUGGGCUUCAAGAGGUGGGAGUGCAACCGGCCCCACGCCCCCCACGCACCCAUCAAGUUCUCCGAGAAGUUCCAGCGCUACAGCGCCUUCUCGCUGGGCUACGAGUUCCACGUCGGACAGGAGUACUACUACAUCUCCACGCCCACCCACCAUCACGGCCGCAGCUGUCUGAGACUACGAGUGUACGUCUGCUGCUCCACGGCCUCUGACGUGGAUGAUGAGCCAGAGCCUACAGAACCAGACUACACGCUUAGACCAGGCCUAAAACUUGACGAUAUUGAUGAAUUUAACCCCAUUGUUCCCAAGCUGGAGAAGAGCGUCAGCGGAAGCAGCCCAUCCAGGGAUCGCCUUCUCCUCACCGUGACGAUGCUCCUUCUGGCCGCUCUCUUCAUCUCCUAGCAACGGCCAUCCCAUCAGCGUCACCAUGCCAACUAGCCUUGGGAGGGUGUACAGUAUCAGCGGGUGGGAGAGUUGAGGGAGGGAGGAGAGGGGGAGUCAGGAGGAGAGGAGACAGAGAGAGAGAGGGAGAGAGGAGGGUUAAGAUACCACAAAUAGAGCAGAAUGCAAGAGGAGCAAGAGAUGAGAGUUUUCAAGCAUCACAGUGUGAAUGUGUCCCUAUGUGUGUGUUUGUACAGCUGUGUGUCUGAGUGGAGUGUGGUUUUGGUGGAGUUAAAAGACCUUCAGGCACUCGGUGACACAGACUGAACCGUAUGCAUUAAAGUCAGCCUGUGCAUACAGAUGCAGGUGUGGUAGACUGAGUUUGCGUGUGUGUCUGUGUGUGUGUGUGUGUGUGUGUGUGUGUGUGUGUGUGUCUGAACAAGCCACAGGUUGAGCUUGUUGAAUCAUGCGCACCACACAAAGCAUUUAUACACCAGGAGAGGUGGAGCUGAAAUCCUAGUCAAAAAGAAGAAAAAGCAUCAAAUCCACCCACCCAAUUGAAAACCAUUUGAAGACUUUCCCCUGGAUCUGAUUGGCUGAAACACUUCCUUAGGGCUAGUUGCCAUAGUUUCUUGCAACAAGAAUUAAACUGAACUCAAAUGAACUGAAUCGAGAUAGAAUUCACCAGAACUGAACUGAAAUUGCCUUUUUUUUGUUGAUGUUGUUGUUGAUCCUGAUGCUGGGAACUUGUCCCAGUCCACAGAGGGAGAAAAAAAAGGAACCAGCUGACGAACUGUGCAGGUCCUGUCUGUGUAGGAGACUAGUCAAAAAGUAGCUGAUAGUUCAUUAACGCAACCCGGGACUCCAGACGCCAGUGUUUUAGUUGUCAUCUCCACUCUGUCUGCUGUGUCAUCCUGUGUUCAACAUCAGUCUGCAGCACGUCUCUAACGAAGGAGGACGGGGUCAGGAGGGGAAAUACAGAGCAUUUAAAAGAUGAAUCAUUCACUCAAACAAAAGAAAAGGGGGAUUUACUGUAGACGUGCCAUUGACACUGAAGGGUUUGUUAAUGUUAUACGUUGCUGUGUUACUUUUCUGUCCUGUCUGUGAAGUACUCGGUCAGUCCUCUGUCAUCUCUGAGGUUAAAGAAGCACACGGUGGCUAGAGAGCAGCCAUGAAAACACUUCAGCAAUACUGCCCUCCUCUUGACCCGCUGCAGGCUGUUUGGAGGAGAGCAAGAGGAGCAGGGAGGAGGGAGGGCGAUGGAGGAAGGACAGUCACUCACACAAGCAUCUAUGAACAGGUCCAGUCCCGGGAAACAAGAAGCUCUCCACUGAUCAGUGUUGGUGUAGCAGCCCGCUCUACCAAUCUCAUCUCCGUAAACCCAUUCGUCUGAUGCCACAUUUUUCUGUUAACGUCUGUUUGUGUGGGCUUGAAAGAGAAAAUCUGAGUGUACCAUGUGAAUGUGUGUGAGUGUGUGUGUGUGUGUGUGUUUGAAAGUGAGAUUUUAAAUGGUACUAACAGCCUGAAAAUACAUCCACAUACUGUACAUCUUAUAAGUAUAAAAAUGCAAAAUAAUACAAAAAAAAAAAAAUCAAAAACACAAACUAAAGCAACAAGUAAUACAUACAAACCAAGUGCUUUGGUGGGGAGGUACGGCAAGUCAAAACUCAAACAACUGUACCAGUCGGUUGCUUCAGAAUAGCGUUUCCAUAGCAACUAGCACCUUAUUCACCAUGGUUACCCCACCCUGCCAACGAUGGACUCUAGUAGGGCAUGGCUUACCAUAGUAGCUGAUAACAAUGAUGAAGGUGAAGAUGAUUAUCAUGAUGAUGAGGAUGAUGAGGAUGGACUGCGAGCUGACAGCGGGCCGACCAGGUCGCACUGCGGCUCACCCACCGGCACGUGAGGCGUUCAAGUACUCGUGUAAAUGUCAUAACGGACAAAGAAUGGAAUAACAAUGUCUUGAAUUUUGCCAAGGUGAAAUGUGAUGUAAGCAUUUUUACAAACUUGAAGCUCAGUUUUCUUGUGGUUGUUUUUUUAUUAUCAUUUUGUUGAGUUUGCUGUGGUGUAUUUUUGGUUAUCUUGAGGGGGAAGACGGGGGUUUAAAAGUUGGAGAAUGGGGUGGGUUGAGCCAUAUGUAAACUUGGGCUGAACUCUGUGAGUCUCUUAGCCAAAGUUAAGGUUAAGUUAAAUAAGAUUACAAAUCAUAUAUAACCAAUCCACCGGGCUGGGAACCACUGAAAUAUGGGAUUUUAUCCUCAAGAAGUUAUGUUUCUUUGGGUUUUUUUCCUCAUUGUGUCCUUGUAGUUUGGGAAUAAUUAUUUUCUCAGCUUAACAAGUGUGACAACCUUUGAUUAAACAACAAAAGCACACAUUUUUAAAUACCUAGGAAUGUAAUAGUCCUUGUCACCCAGACAAGAGAUUAUACCUAUAGAAACAAACAAGGAUCAUGCAUUUUCAUGGCGGAUGUGGCUGGAUUAUGGACCGGGCAUGUUGGCCUCAGACUACCAGGGGCUCUCCAUGGCUCAGACUGUGUGUGGUAUAUGGCCCAAGACUUCCAAUGGAAGUUAAAGGCCCCCCUUGGCAUAUAAAGAGCGCGGUCCCUGGGCCCCUCUGUGACUGCAAAUGACACACUCCUAGGGGUCUCACUGGACCAUGAUCCAGCCCUGGUUUUAGAGCUUUGUUAAAUACAAUAUAUAAUGAUACAGAACCGACCCAGGUGUAUAUAUGGCUCUCGGUGGGUAGGGUUUUGGGUCCUGAUGUGGAGUGGGAGGGUUGAAGUCCUGUGUGAGAGGGGAAUCACUCUUCAAGAAGUUGCACUUAAGAACUUAGACACGAGAGUAAGAAAUGUGUGUGCCUGAGUAUGUGUGUGUGUGUGUGUGUGUGUGUGUGUGUGUGUCAGGGGGAGUAAGAAUCAGACUCAUUUCUGUUAAUCACUUCAUGUCUGUGUGCAGGUGCUUUAGCGUGAGAUGCUGUCUGUGUGUGUGUGCUGGUGACUGAAUGAAUGGGUGAGUGAGUGAGCAACAGUCUCUUUGUUUCUGCUCUUCCCAUGUGCGUCUGAGCGAGCGAGUGUGACUGAUUGUUGUCUGGCAAAACAGAAAAAAAAGCAUUUAAUAGUGUUGGAAACAACAGUUACAAUCAUGUUUACCUUCGACUGGAAUGACUUUAAAUGAACUUGAAAAUAAACUGUAAACUGAACAAACCAUAACAGAGGUUAUAACAAUGAUCAUGAUAACAAAAUAAUAAGCUUACAAAUCUUACUUUUAACAA